UUCCGCAAAACAUUUUCUUAGUAACGAAUUAUUGAGUUUUGAACAGUUUUGCUCAUAUUUGCUUUGAUUGCAACACCACAGUCACCAGCAACCUCCCAGUCAGUCCAAUCUUUUGCAGAAGAUCAGCUCUCCAAACUGCAGGGCUGGUCCUUCUGCCUCGGGUGACUAGUAAACCCCUGUGUAACUUCAUUUUCUUGUUGUAACAUUCCAUUUGACAUUUUCCACUCCCCCCUUUCUGCUUGAAUUCCCUGAGAAUGACGAAACGCUGCAAAACCAAGGCUGUUUCCUACUCUUCUGGUUUUUAUGGCAUCUGUAGCUCAAGGUGCUCUCUGAGCCUCCCCGGCUGUCUCCUCAUCCUGCAGCUCCUCCAAGGCUUUCCUUGUCUUUGGCUUUUCCCAGUCAGGAUAAAUAUGUUUAAACCUUUACAUUCUUGAAAAUACGUUGUGGUUUGUGUCUGCUCUGGGAUGGGAAACCAAGCCAAGGUGCUUCACUGGGAGUCCUGAUCCCAAAUAUUUCCAAGAGCCCCUUAACAGAGCCACGUGAGGGUGAGCUUGGCCCUGGCUUGGCUGCCAAGGAGAAGCCAAGGAGUGCAGGUUUGAGGACAGAGAGUCAGCAAAGUGUUUUGGCACCUCAGAGACUGGGACUUUCUCAAUAAAUCUGCUGGAUGAAGUGAUUUCCUCUCACUCCAUAAAAUCCUCACGGUUUGAUCUGGGGAGAUUUACCAGUACAUGGUUUGGCUGGAGGUUUUCUAACAGAGGGAUGGAGGGUCUGAUUCCAGAGCUGUGGAGGGUAGGGAGCUGCUCCACAUCCCUUUUCCACAGGGCAGCUCCUGAGCAGCUUCCUGAGCCAGGAAAUGCCUCAGAGAUGCUGUUGGAGAGAUUUUCUCUCCAAAAUCCACACCGAACCAAAGUGCUUUUUGGAUCACUUUCCCUUUUUAAUGCAGGACAGAUAUCCAGCAGCAAUAAAUCCAACUGCAAUAAACCUGCUUUCUUUGUCUGCAGAAACUGCCGCCCUGCUGGGUGGGAGCAGCCCUCCUGUGCUCAUGGAUCACAAACCAAGAACCUCCUGACUGUAUUUUCCAGAAGGAAUCUGGUUUGGCUUUGUGUUCCUGUUCUGGGGUAGAUUUUUUGGUAGAUGAAAAAUCAUCUGCAGCCGCUGCUGAGGGUUUGAGACACCAGGUGUAGCUGGGAAAUGAAAGGGAGGCACGGAGCCUCUCAGUUUGGGUUCCAAUAAUGAUAAUGCUAAAGAUAAUUAUAGUGAUAAUGGUUCAAUUGAGGCUUUAUCAAAGAAGAAGUGCUUUGAUCACACGGUGCCCAUCAGCCCUGAGGUUCAGGGAGAGGACAGGCUGGCCAAGGCUGGAAUUAUCUCUCCUGCUGUGCCUCUGGGCAGUGGGGCUGCUCCUUAGGAAGAGCUGCUGGCUGCCCUGGGAGGGUGUGGACACCUGGCUGGACCCAGGGCAGAGCACUCAGAGCUGAAUUUCCAUCGCCUAUUUUCACCCGAGGAGCUUUCAGUCUUUUAGUUACAUCCUGGGGAUGUGCCUGUUCAUUCAAUGGAGAUGUUGAUAAAACUGUCAGAAAUCUAUUUAAAGUAACUCGGCAGGUGGGACAAAGCAGGAAAAAAAAGUUAAUAUUUGCAACAAAUAUUACUCACGUUUAAUGGUGCCUAAUCUGUGUUUUACAACCCAGACUGUUCUAAAUCGGGCUUUGGGGCUGGAGUGAGCUCAGCCCGAGUUGCAGGUCUGUGUAAUACAACCAUAAAAACCUCCCAGGUGUCCAGGAAAUAUCUCGGGGCAGGUGCUGCUGCCCCUGUGACUUAUUCUAACCCAGCGCUGGUAAACAGCCCCGGCUCCCUCCCCUUCCUUCCUGGCACUGCUUAGUAAGGAUGUGAUAAAAUAAUGUGUUUUUUCUCCCCGCUCCCUAAACUAUGUCCCGCCCACACCGGGCAGCAUUUGCAUGUUAAAGGUGGGGGGAAAGGUAUAAAAGGCAGGUGGCAGUUUGGCAAAUCACGGAAUUUCUGCACAGGGGCUGGGCGGAGGAGGAAGCUCGGGAACACCUCUGCUCUGCCUCCUGCUCCAGGGCAUUUAUUUAACUGCGGCAGUCCGGGCUGGAGCAGCAUCUCUGCUCCCUGCAGCUCCCAUCCCUCCCUCCCUCAUCCCUCCACCAAAGAGCAGCAGCAGCCGUGGGGAGGAUGAGCUGCAACAGGUAUCCCAUGGAUGUGAAGGCUGUGGGCUUCAUGCAGUGCAGAAAACAGAAGAACUACAUGAUGUUUGUGUCCUGGUCAGAUCAGAACAACAUUCUCAUCUACAGGACGUUUGAAGACUUUAAGAAUUUCCAUAAAGAGCUGAAGAGAAAAUUCCCCACUGAGAGUGGGUCACUGAGGAGUUUGCCCAGGUUUAAAGGAAUCACUAUGCAGCAGAGGAAGGGUGGGAAGAUGAACAGGUGCCUGGAGAUCCUGAAACUGCUGGAAACCUAUUCCCAGGAGCUGCUGAAGACUGAUGUGAAAAUCUCCCGAGGGGAAGAGGUAAAUCAGUUUUUCAAGGCACAGACUCAAGACCUCGAUCCCUCGUUCCCUGAAAACAGUGUUGUGAUCAUGCCAUCAGUAUUCAGAAGGGAGAAGAGCCCCCAGCCCCUCUCCAUCACCCUCCCUCAGGCAUCGCAGAGCUACCGCUGCAUCGAGGCCUUUGAGACCAAAGACACAAAGAACAAACCCUUCUCAGUGGCUCAGAAGGAUAUUGUGGAAGUGCUCAUCAAGGACAUGACUGGCUGGUGGCUGGUGGAAAAUGCAGACAAGCAGAUAGCCUGGUUCCCAGCCUCGUACCUGGAAGAGCUUGAUGCCUGUGAGGACAUCCAGAAUGCCUUCAGCUCAAACGAGGAGGGCAGCCUGUACUUUGUGGUGCAGCCCUACGAGGCUCAGAAGGCAGACGAGCUCUCGCUGAACCAGGGGGUGGUCGUGGAGGUGCUCAGGACAUCCCACAACGGCUGGUGGCUGAUCCGCUACAACGGCUGCACUGGCUACAUGCCCUCGCUGUGCCUCCGGCCCUACCAGAACCCUCACCACAAGCUGCAGAGCAUCCUGAGCUGCAGCCUCGGUACCUGCAUCCCGCAGCAGCACAGCCGGGCCCGAGGGAUGCCCCGGGUGAGUUCCACGCCGCAGCUGGAGCUGCAUUUGGACAGCGCCUCGCUGAGCUCGGACAGCAGCAGCAGCAGCAGCAGCAGCAGCGCUGGGGACACCCGGCUGCCGUGCCAAGCCACCUUGUUGCGGUCCCUGCCCGGCAGCGAGCCCCCGCACCUCCAUGCGAUGGACAGCCACCGCCCCAGCUCCGAGCAGCCCUCCGCAGCCGAGCUGCGCCCCGCUGAGCCCCAGCCCGCUGCGGCUGUGCCCAAGGUGCCGGCCCGGCCCUCGGUGCAGGAGAUCCUGCAGCGCUGCAGCACCGUCACCAAGCGCGCCCUGCAGCAGUCGGCUCCCCGGCCGGUCCUGCCGCUGCCCAGCCGCUCCCCAGCCGGUACCGGCGGUCCUGGCCAGGAGGGGACACGGGGACAGCCCUGACAGCCCUGACAGCCUGCUCGCUGCAGUCCCCUGCGAGCCCUGGGCAGCGGCUCCGGAGCCCCAGGGGUUGGGACUGGCCCUUCCUGAGGGACACGCACACAUCCAUCACCUCUGGGGUGUCAGAACAUGGGACUGUCCCUUCCUGAGGGACACACACACAUCCAUCACCUCUGGGGUGUCAGAACAUGGGACUGGCCCUUCCCCAGGGACACACACACAUCCAUCACCUCUGGAGUGUCAGAACUUGGGACUGUCCCUUCUCAUCCAUCACCUCUGGGGUGUCAGAAUUUGGGACUGGCCCUUCCCCAGGGACACACACACAUCCAUCACCUCUGGGGUGUCAGAACUUGGGACUGUCCCUUCCCAUCCAUCACCUCUGGGGUGUCAGAAUUUGGGACUGUCCCUUCCCCAGGGACACACACACAUCCAUCACCUCUGGGGUGUCAGGGCUGGGGACACCAGGAUCAGCUGGCACAGCCACGGCCACCGUGGACGGCAAAGGAGUGUCACCAGAGUGCCUCAGUGACCCCUGGCACCCUGAGCGAGUCACAGGACUGGGGAGGGAUGGGAUGUGUGAUGGCAGUUAUUAAACCCCCUAUUUUAUAGAUAUUUUUGACUUUUGAUGUGGGAUUGGGGUUUUUUUUAUAGGUUAGUGGAGAGGCCAUGAAAUACAAGGAUGGGCUGGAUCUGCUGAAUGGUUGUGAGAAUAAAAAACCUGCUGGGGAGGAACCUCAUCCCUGCUCCCUCCAUGGCUGUGCAGGCACAGGGACACAACCAGGGCAGUCACAGCUUGUGUCCCACCUGGGGAUGGAACAGAGGUCACUUUUAUGGACAAAACAUUCCUCUUUCCAGGAGACUGGGUAGUUACUGAAUCUCACAAUUCUAAUCCUCAACUCAUCUGCUAGAAAUGAGUUAGAAAAAGACUUACAGGAAAAUAAGACUUUUCUCUACACUGAUGGCUUUAAUUGUACUUAUUCUCCCAGGUAUCUGUUAAUAUUUUUAUAAAGAACUUGUGUUUGUUUUGUUUGAAUUUUAUACCUUUGUAUCUGUGAAAUAAAAUACAUGU
Messenger RNA from Taeniopygia guttata (zebra finch), 4612 nucleotides. It is a transcript of the gene NOXO1, whose product is annotated as NADPH oxidase organizer 1. The record is from RefSeq and is a predicted model, not a curated record. Gene Ontology annotation, biological process: superoxide anion generation. Gene Ontology annotation, cellular component: cytoplasm. Lineage: Eukaryota; Metazoa; Chordata; Aves; Passeriformes; Estrildidae. Gene Ontology annotation, molecular function: superoxide-generating NADPH oxidase activator activity; protein binding; phosphatidylinositol binding.